ACUUUUUAUGGUAUCUGAAUUUACAUUGCAGGUGUUGGAAAGACUUCUCUUGUCCACCUAAUGUGUCAAAAUGAACCAACAACAAACCCAAGUUGGACAAUUGGAUGUUCAGUUGAUGUUAAGUUGCAUGAGUAUAAGGCAGGUACGGCCUCGGAGAAGACAUAUUUUGUUGAGCUGUGGGACAUUGGAGGAUGUACAGGUCAUCAGAACAGUAGAACUAUCUUCUACAACCCUGUCAAUGGAAUCAUUCUAGUCCAUGAUUUAACAAAUAGAAAGUCACAGCAUAAUUUGAGAUCCUGGUUGGCAGAAGUUCUAAGAAAAGAUAAUAAAUCAUCAGGAAAUGGGUAUGACUAUGAUCCUGAAGAAUUUGCUGGGAACCAGAUACCAUUACUUGUGAUAGGAACCAAAGCUGACCAAGCAGAGAAUAUGAGGGACAAGGGAAAAUCUAGGACAUCAUCUGUAGCUGAAGAGUUUGGGGCUGACCAGUUUGAUCUGGAUUGUCAGAAUGUUAAAUACCUCGCUCCUGGUUCAACUAAUGCAGUAAAACUAUCCAGAUUUUUUGAUAAAGUUAUUGAAAGACGAUACUAUUCCAGAGAACUUGCAAAUAAACAAACUGACAAGUGGUUAUGUAUAUAGCAAUAUACAGGGCCAAGGUCACUAUUCACCGCCUCCAGAUCGGAGAAGAUUCAAGAAUGCACAUAUAGAUUGACUAGAACAUAGUAGUGAUUUAGUCGGGAAAUGGACUUCUUAAUGUAGCUGAACUAUCAGUGGUGGAGCAAAGUGUUCAUAGAAGUUUUUGAGACUGUGAUACUUAAAUUAUACUUAUGAGGUUUACUGAUUUCGCUGUGUGUGUAUGCAUGUUUUCACACAGUGAAAACCAGGGAAAGCUGUAUGAAAUGCAGUAAAGCUUUUGGGUACAUCCCUAGAUUUGAUACCCUUCAGUAACCUAUCUUUUUUUGUAGUUAUACAGAAUUUUGGUGAUCAGUUUUGUUGGCCAGGUUUUCGAGGAAAAAUCCAGCUUGUAGAUUAGGUCUGUCCAGGCGGAUGGGCAGGCGGAUGGAUGAAAAUAAUGAGUCUCAUGUUAAACUUUUUGUUCACUCAAUAUCUGAACAAGUGUUUCACCUAGGACCUUGAAACUUCAUAUGUAUGUUGGUCUUGAUGUGUACAUGACCUCUAAUGCUUUUGGGGUCACUGGGUCAAAGGUCAAGGUCACAGGGACCUGAACAUUUAAAAUGGUUUCUGCUCAAUAUCUGGACAAAUAUUUCACCUAUGACCUUGAAACUUCAUAGUACAGUAAACCUCGCUUAUAAGGAACAGCUUGGGACCUCUAAAAUUUGUUCUUUAUAACCGAGGUUCCUUAUAUCCGUAUAUCGAACAAGUUCCUUGUAACCGAGGUUUGUAUAACGAACACAAUUUGUAUGUCGAACACUAUUUGACUGACGUUUGAAAAGGGCUACGUGUUCACACUCCGGGCCUACCAUAAAUCUGUAUGUGAGAAAAAUGCGAGUCUAGUACCGGUCCUUUUCUGGAGAGAUGGUAAGGUAAACUGCAUGCAUGUAUGUGACCGUAAAAGUGUUUAAACGCGGCCUUUAAACCUAAACUAAGCCAAAAUGUACGUCGGAUAGAAUGACCGUAGUUUUUGUUUAUUUUUUGUCAGUUAUUUCGAUCUUCUUUUUCAGAGAGCACUACAUUAUGACUAUAAGAUAUGUUGCACUUACGCCCCUUACCUUGCUCUACUGCAUGUUAUGUUAAAAGGCAUCAACAGUAAUAUAAAAUAAAUGUUCAAUUUUCUAUUUUGCAGACACAAGAUAACAGCAUCUUACAUACGGAUUAAAGUGCAAAUUAUACCUAUAAUAUUGCUAUUGUCUAUUUUAGCACCUGCUUUAAUUUUAACAAUUGGAAAUAAGGUAAACUGAACUGUUUGCCAUUGUUAAUCACGCGUAAUUAGCACAUUUAUUAGGAUAUUUCCAUCAUGACAAAACUAGACUAAUAAUAUCCAAUAUUAUAAUCCCAAGUCUGCUAUCGUGUAGUAUUUGAGAAAUGUUAAUGAUGAUAUUAUAUAUUUUCUUUUCAUUUUAGCCUUGAAUUAACAAACUAAAGAUCAUAGACAUGAAAUCAUUUGUUUUUUUCAAGUGUAUGAAAACGCGGGAAAGUGCCGAGAUUACUCAUCAGCGAUUCUUAAGUUUAUUUCCGAUUUUCAAUAUUUUUUAUUCUUUAUGUCCAUUCGCUAUACUUACCGAGGGGUUUUCCACUGAAUUUCAUACUUUGGGACCGGAAAAAGUGUUCCUUAUAACCGAGUGUUCCUUAUAACCGAGUUCCCUAUAACCGAGGAUUUUUACAUUGAAUAAAGAAGGAAUUAGAUCGGGGAAUUGAAAACUGUUCCUUAUAACCGAGUGUUCCUUAUAUCCGAGUUCCUUAUAAGUGAGGUUUACUGUUUUGGUCUUGAUGCGUACAAGACCCUUGUUGAUUUCGGGGUCACUGGGUCAAAGGUCAAGGUCACAGGGACCUGAACAUUGAAAAUUGUUUUAUGCUCAGCAACUGGACAAGUAUUUCACCUUGGACCUUGAAACUUCAUAGGUAUGUUGGUCUUGAUGUGUACAUGACCCAUACUGGUUUCAGGGUCACUGGGUCAAAGGUCAAGGUCACAGAGACCUAAGCAUUGAAAAUUGUUUCCGCUCAAUAUCUCGAUAAGUAUUUCACCUAGGACCUUGAAGCUUCAUACGUUUGUUGGUCUUGAUGUAUACAUGUCUCCUAUUGAUUUUGGGGUCAAAGGUCAAGGUCACAGGGAUAUUAACAUUGAAAAUGGUGUUUUUCUUACUUACAUUGUUUUACACCAAUUUAUUUCUUUAAUUUCAUUUUCUACCUGUCCAUUUCUUUUUUUUCCCUUUUUCCUUCAAUAGUGCUUAUUAAUUUGGGGGUUAUUUAUUGUAUGCCUUUAUUAGAACUUUAACUCAUUAUCACCUAAUUCAAAAAACCAGCCAAAAUGCUGUCAGGCAUUAGCUGCUCGUUUUAUUUGUUACACUUCUGAAAAUGUACAGGUUUAAUAUAUGCUUUCUAAAUGUGAUGAAAAAUUAAGAUUUAAGUAUUGUAUACCACCUUUAAGAGGGGUAAUUGACUCAUUUUAUAAAAGUAAAUAAAAUACACUCUUCUAGUAGGGAUUUCCCCAGUAUAUUAUGGACCUUUCAGUUCCUAAAUAAAUUUCUACCAGAACGUUGGAAAAAGUAACAAAUAUGUCCCAAAAAAUGAGAUAUACCACAUUUUAAGGGAAAUACAUGUGGAUGCUCAUUCUUCCUAUUCUGUUAGGUGUAGACAGUCAAAGAGUUUUCAGAUUUAGCUGAAAGAUAAAACUUUAAUAAAAAUGGCAGUCAUUUUGUUUCCAUGGCAAUGUAAAAUGAAAUUCUUGAUCUAUUAGAGACAAAAAUCUUUUGACUAAAUUUUGAAAGAAAAUGAAUUCGAAAUUCUUUCAACCAUUUGAAUGGUGGAAAGGUGACUUUGAUAUAAAAAUCAACCGACAGUUUGGAUUUUAAUCCAUUGAUUGAAACUUCUGAUGCUGUAGGUUUGUUUUGUGUAAACAAUGAAUAUUACAAUAUCUCCAAAGACUCAUUAAUAUGUAUGAAAUAUGGUUCGCACAGACCUCGAAAAGUCCUUGAAUUUGAUGGCUAUCCUUAAAAAGUCCUUAAAUUUGAUAAAAGCUGAAAAAGUCCUUGAAUAGUACUUAAAUUUUGAAAAAAAUCGUAAUUUUUUACCAAUAUGUCCUUUGGAAUGGCUGUAAAUGGAGUAUCUUGAUUAUAUUUUUGAAAUACAAAUGACAUUUUACUUAAAUUUAAAAGUGAAAAAAAACAACGAGAACUGCCCUUUGUUGUCAAUACCAUUUUCGCAGUUACGGUACAGAAGGAUAUUAGUUUUACCAAGGAAAGAAAUUCUCACAAAGUGAUAUUUUGACAGUUUAACAGUUACCUUAAGUUCUGAUAUGAAUUAAUAUUUGAUUAAAGACUAUCUAUAAUUUUUUUUUAUAACAUUUGUGUUGAUUAUGUUUUGAUAGAAAUGUCCUUGAAAAAUGUAAAAUAGUCCUUAAAAAGUCCUUAAAUUUGUUUUUAGAUGUUCUGUAUGAACCGUGUGAAAGUAUGCCUCGCUGUAAUAUCAUUCUGUUAAAAAUGUUGGUUGCCUUAAUAUCUGAGGGUAUUUAAUAAAGUCAUUAUUUGAUUCAUAUUGUUUUGCUGUACCAUACAUCAUGCUAUACAAUUAUAUUAUACUGCCUUCAUCAAUUUAGUAUUAUUGAAUAAAAUUACAAUGUUAAAACAUACUUUCUUGUUUCAUUAUGAGGGAAGUAGCUAAAGCUAAGCUGAGAUAACUGUGUCAGUCUUAAUGUAAAUACUUGUUGUAUAAAGCUGUUGGAG
Messenger RNA from Mercenaria mercenaria, 4397 nucleotides. Its product is annotated as rab-like protein 3. The record is from RefSeq and is a predicted model, not a curated record. The coding region runs from base 61 to 636 and encodes 191 amino acids. Gene Ontology annotation, cellular component: endomembrane system. NCBI's taxonomy places the organism in Eukaryota, Metazoa, Mollusca, Bivalvia, Venerida, Veneridae. Gene Ontology annotation, biological process: intracellular protein transport. The transcript has 8 exons. Gene Ontology annotation, molecular function: GTP binding; GTPase activity.